Diceros bicornis minor is the source of this 1298-nucleotide messenger RNA. RefSeq names its product signal regulatory protein beta 2 (gene SIRPB2). Gene Ontology annotation, cellular component: plasma membrane. The record is from RefSeq and is a predicted model, not a curated record. NCBI's taxonomy places the organism in Eukaryota, Metazoa, Chordata, Mammalia, Perissodactyla, Rhinocerotidae. The transcript is spliced from 5 exons.
AUGGCUGGCCACAUCCAGCCCACCCACACCAAUGCCCCUGGUCACCUCUACUGGUGGCACUACUCACAGGACCCUCCUGAGAGAGCCUCUGAGCAAAGCAACAGGCAUGAGUGGCAGGUGCAGCAGCCCAAGGGCCCCGUGCUGGUGGCAGAAGGUGAGAUGCUCCUACUGAGGUGUACUUUAGUCGGCUCCUGCCUUGAUGACAUGAUAAAAUGGGUCAAGGCGAGCAAUCAGGACCAGCAGGAAAUUUAUAACUUCAAACACAGCAUCUUCCCCGGGGUGACGCCCCUGAUCCAGAGGACGUUGGAGCCACUUAAUUGUGACUAUUCCAUCUAUAUCCACAUUGUCACCAGGGAGCAUGCUGGAACCUACCACUCUGUGAGGUUUGACGGCUUGAGUGAGCACUCAGAAAACAAGCUGGAUGAGGGCACCUCAUGCUUAUGAAGGGUGACUGGGGACUCAGAGCCAGACCUCUGGAUCAUCCAGCCCCAGGAGCUGGUGCUGACGACCACCGGAGACACUGUCUUCCUGAACUGCACAGUGCUUGGAGAUGGUCCCCCCAGACCCAUAAGGUGGUUUUGGGGGGCUGGUCUGAGCUGGGAGGCCAUUUACAACUUUGAAGGCAUCUCCCACCCCAACGUGACAGCAGUCCGGGCCUCCAACAGCGAUUUUAGCAUUCUUCUGCGAGGCGUCUCCACUGAGUAUGCAGGCACUUACUACUGCGUAAAGUUUCAGAGAAAACUCAACAGGCAAUACCUGUCCAUACAGGGCACCAGGCUGAGAGUGAAAGCAAAGCCCACUUCUCCCCAAGAGACAGAGUUCAUCAAUGAACGUGCAGCCAGGAUAUUUCCAUCAGGCCUCCUGUCUGUGCUCAAACUUGUGGUCCUGGGGCUGAAGGCAGUGACCUUGGCUGCACUCCUGCUGGCCCUGGCUGUCCGCUGGAGGAGCUCUCAGCAAGAAGACUUCAAGACCCCAGGCCCAGCAGAGCUGUGCUCAUCUUAGCACGGGGCAUGGGGCAUGGGUGAGGGGCCAGCCCCAGAGUGGGUCCUCUGAGUUGGAGAGGGGCCAGGGCUCCCCAGCCAUUUCUCUGCCUCCAAUCCCAGCCUCCAGAUACCCCCAGGCCUCACGACGACCUCCGGGAUCCCUGCGCCUGUGUUCGGUUUGCCUAGUGAAGUUCCCCACUUGGCACCAUGCUCCCCUCUGGUGUGUCUUCUUCUCUUUGUCCUUCAAGGCCUUUCCCGGUCUCUCCUCAAGCCCUUUGCCCCUGCUGCAGCCCCUUCUGGCGUGCCUGCCCCCUU